Aspergillus versicolor CBS 583.65 is the source of this 369-nucleotide messenger RNA. Its product is annotated as mRNA splicing protein SMD1. Gene Ontology annotation, molecular function: RNA binding. The record is from RefSeq and is a predicted model, not a curated record. Lineage: Eukaryota; Fungi; Ascomycota; Eurotiomycetes; Eurotiales; Aspergillaceae. The transcript is spliced from 3 exons. Gene Ontology annotation, cellular component: catalytic step 2 spliceosome; commitment complex; U4 snRNP. Gene Ontology annotation, biological process: spliceosomal snRNP assembly; RNA processing. Bases 1 to 369 code for a protein of 122 amino acids.
AUGAAGCUUGUUCGAUUCUUGAUGAAAUGCGCCAAUGAGACGGUGACUGUCGAGUUGAAGAAUGGCACAAUUCUCCACGGAACCAUCACUUCCGUCAGCCCCCAAAUGAACACCUCUCUCCGAACUGUCAAGAUGACGCCUAAAGGCCGUGACCCCAUCUCCCUCGACACGAUCAACAUCCGAGGCUCGACGAUCCGCUACUACAUUCUACCUGAUAGUCUGCCGCUAGACACACUGCUCAUCGACGAUACGCCCAAGCCGAAGAACAAGGCGCGCAAGGAGGCCGAUCGCGGUGGUCGUGGUGCUGGUCGCGGUGGCCCACGGGGACGUGGAAGGGGGCGAGGCCGAGGCCGGGGUCGGGGAUUCUAA